AUGGACAACGAUAAGGCGAUACUGAAGCAACUGGGAAUUGAAAUUCCUUACGAUCCAGCAACCUUGGCAAUGAGUUUCAUCCUCAGGAGCCUAGUGCUGGCCUCCUACCUGCCUUUUGUGGUGACUUUGCCUGAAACACUGGCCGUCCCUGAGAAGCUGCAAGAAGCUGUAGAGAAAGUCAUUGUCAACGCCACAACCUGUACUGUCACUUGUGGCCUUGGCUACAAGGAGGAGACCGUCUGUGAGGUGGGCCCUGACGGGGUGAGAAGGAAAUGUAAGUCUCAACGCUUGGAAUGUCUGACCAACUGGAUCUGUGGGAUGCUUCAUUUCACCAUUCCCGUGGGGAAGGAGUUUGAGCUGAGCUGUCUGAGUGCCGACAUCCUGGAGGUUGGGCAGGAAGCUUUCCGGUUCACCUGGAGACUUGCUCGAGGUAUCAUCUCCACCAAUGAUGAGCUCUUCAAACCCUUCCGAACCGAUUCCCACUUUGUGAAGUUUGCGUCUGCUAGGGAGUUUGACUCUGGGACGUACCGGUGUGAUGUGCAGAUGUUAAGAGACUUGAAAUUUGUCAAGAGGCUCUAUUAUGGGCUGCGGAUCCUUCCGCCACACUUGGUGAAGCUGGAUUUCGAGGAGUCCCUGACGGAGGGUCAGAAGUUAGUGGAUAAGGGACUGGAAAUAAAUCCGGACAACUAUUCCCAGCCUCCCCGUCUGACCUGGAAGAAGGAUGUGGCAUCUGCUUUGGGACUAGGAAUCACCAGUGGAGUGGCUGGUGGUGUGGUGGUGAGCGUGGCCCUCUGCCGUGGGCUGAGGCUGACCUACAGAGGCGGUGACGGUAAUGAGGAGGAGGAAGAUGAGGACAAGGACGAAGAGGAGGAACACAGCCCUAACGGGUUAAAGGCUUUGCUCCUGAGGAAGCCGAGCUGA
Messenger RNA from Echinops telfairi (small Madagascar hedgehog), 921 nucleotides. It is a transcript of the gene TMEM81, whose product is annotated as transmembrane protein 81. The transcript has 2 exons. Lineage: Eukaryota; Metazoa; Chordata; Mammalia; Afrosoricida; Tenrecidae. The record is from RefSeq and is a predicted model, not a curated record. Bases 1 to 921 code for a protein of 306 amino acids.